Molecule: messenger RNA, 1218 nt
Organism: Echinops telfairi (small Madagascar hedgehog)
Lineage: Eukaryota; Metazoa; Chordata; Mammalia; Afrosoricida; Tenrecidae
Gene: BEST2
Product: bestrophin 2
Exons: 10
Coding region: 1-1218 (405 amino acids)
Molecular function (GO): chloride channel activity
Source: RefSeq, a predicted model, not a curated record
AUGACGGUCACGUACACAGCCCGCGUGGCCAACACACGCUUCGGCGGGUUCUCGCAGCUCCUGCUGCUCUGGCGCGGGAGCAUCUACAAGCUGCUGUGGCGGGAACUGCUCUGCUUCCUGGGCCUCUACCUGGCGCUGAGCGGCGCCUACCGCUUUGUGCUGAACGAAGAGCAGAAGCGCUACUUUGAGAAACUCGUCCUUUACUGCGACCAGUACGCCAGCCUCAUCCCGGUCUCCUUCGUCCUCGGCUUCUACGUGACGCUGGUGGUGCACCGUUGGUGGGACCAGUACCGGUGCAUGCCGCUCCCCGACGCACUCAUGUGCGUCGUGGUGGGCACAGUGCACGGGCGGGACGAGCGCGGGCGCCUCUACCGACGCACGCUGAUGCGCUACGCUGGGCUCUCCGCGGUGCUCAUCCUGCGCUCUGUCAGCACCGCUGUCUUCAAGCGCUUCCCCACCGUGGACCACGUGGUGGAGGCUGGGUUUAUGACCCGUGAAGAGCGAAAGAAGUUCGAGAACCUCAACUCGCCGUACAACAAGUUUUGGGUGCCCUGUGUCUGGUUCUGCAACCUGGCGGCACAGGCCCGGCGGGAGGGACGCAUCCGGGACAACAGCGCCCUCAAACUGCUGCUGGAGGAGCUGAAUCUGUUCCGGGCCAAGUGUGGGAUGCUUUUUCACUACGACUGGAUUAGCGUCCCCCUAGUCUACACCCAGGUGGUGACCAUCGCAGUGUACAGCUACUUCCUGGCCUGCCUCAUCGGUCGUCAGUUCCUGGACCCAGCCCAGGGUUACAAAGGCCACGACCUGGACCUGUUCGUGCCCAUCUUCACUCUGCUGCAGUUCUUCUUCUACGCAGGCUGGCUCAAGGUAGCAGAGCAGCUCAUCAACCCUUUCGGAGAGGAUGACGACGACUUUGAGACCAAUUUUCUGAUCGACCGUAACUUCCAGGUGUCGAUGUUAGCCGUGGACGAGAUGUACGAUGACCUGGCCAUGCUGGAGAAGGACCUGUACUGGGACGCCUCCGAGGCUCGCGCCCCCUACACAGCGGCCACCGCCUUCCUGCUGCAGCAGCCCUCCUUCCUGGGCUCCACCUUUGACAUCACCCUGGCCAAAGAGGACAUGCAGUUCCAGAGGCUAGACGGCGCGGACGGGCCGCUGGGAGAGAGUCACGGCGACUUCCUACAGCGCCUCUUGCCGGCGGCUGCGGGCACAUACUAG